AUGAAGUUGAAUUUGGCCACUGGCCUCAUCUGCUUGCUCGCCUCCACUGAAGCAGUCGCAGCUUCCAGCUGGUGGAGCAAAGCCGUCUACAACAAAUGGCAUGAAACUGAGCUCGAGCGAUGGCUCUCGGACCAUAACAUCCCUUAUCCCAGUCCUGCCGACCGCCGUGACCUGGAGAAUCUGGUCAAAACCAACUGGGAUAACAAAGUGCAGAAGCCCCUUGGACAAGCUGCAGAGAACAUCAAUCAUGAGCUCCACCAUGCCAGAGAAUGGGUCUUUGAUACUUGGUCCGACUCUCAGCUGAAGGCAUUCCUUGAUCGCCACGGCAUCCCUGCCCCCCAACCCCGCAGACGUGACCUUCUGAUCAAGACCGCGCGCGAGAACUAUGAGAAAAUCGCCACCAAGGUUGGCGAAACGGCUUCCUACCCUGGAGACUGGCUGUACGAGGAGUGGUCCGACUCGGAUCUCAAGGAAUGGCUCGACGAACGUGGAUGGCCGGUGCCCCAACCGACCAGCCGUGACAAGCUGAUUGCGUCUGUUCGCCGCAACUCACGCGUUAUCAGCUUGCAGUCCCAGAACCUUGCUGCGUCUGCAUCCGCCGAGGCUGAAGCUGCUAAGGAGUCUCUGAGUGAUCAACUUUUCAACGCCUGGUCCGACUCGAGGCUGAAGGAAUUCCUCGACGAGCACAAUGUCAAGGUGCCACAGGGCUCGAGGCGCAAUGAACUCAUUGCUCUGGCCCGGAAGAACCGCGCCUAUCUUUCUGGUCAAGUGUCAAGCGCCUCUUCCGCCGUGGAGGAUGCGUACGGCGCUGCUACCACCAAGGCUGGGAACGCGUAUGGCGCUGCUACUACUAAGGCUGGAAACGAAUUUGCACGCGCUACCGAUUAUGCCAAGCUGAAGAUUGAGGAUGCUUUCGAGGCUGCGUUGGGUGGCUGGUCUGACUCCCGCCUGAAGGCUUUCCUUGAUGCCCGAAGCAUCCCUGUCCCUCAGAGCGGCAAGCGUGAUGAGCUCACUGCUAAGGUUCGCGCCAACGCCCACAAAGCUGCCAGUGGAUGGAACGAGUACAACUUCGAUACUUGGGAUAAAGAACACUUGGUGAAGUACCUGUCUACCGUGAACCACAAGGCGGCCAAGCAGGCCGAUGCCUCCCGCGAGGAGCUUAUCAAGCAAGUCCAGGACUCCUACGCCAAGGCUUCCAAGGCCGGCGGCGAACAGUACGCCUCUGCGACCGCUGCCCUCACGCAGGCAACCGGCACAGCCAAGGACGCCACUUUCAACCAAUGGUCGGAAUCCGAGCUCAAGAGAUACUUGGACGACUAUGGCGUUCCUACCUACCAAGGCUCGAGCAUCAAUGAGCUCCGAGCUGCGGCCCGGCGUAACGCCCAGUACUUUAAGUACGGCACCACCACCCCGCAAGAGACCAUCUAUUCCAAGAUCAUGAAUCUUUUCAACUGGGCUUUGGAACAGUUGAAGAUUGGCGCUGCUAGUGGUCGCGCUCAGGGUACUGAAGCUGCUGAAAAAGUCCAGAAGAAGGUCUCCGAGAACACGGAGAGAGUGCGUGGAGAACUCUGA
Penicillium griseofulvum is the source of this 1572-nucleotide messenger RNA. It is a transcript of the gene ish1, whose product is annotated as double-strand break repair enhancer MSC1. The transcript has 5 exons. NCBI's taxonomy places the organism in Eukaryota, Fungi, Ascomycota, Eurotiomycetes, Eurotiales, Aspergillaceae. The record is from RefSeq and is a predicted model, not a curated record. The coding region runs from base 1 to 1572 and encodes 523 amino acids.